GCCGCCCACAGAAUCACACACACAAACACUCUUUCUCUCUCUUCAAUGAACUAAUCAUAGAGCUUAGUGAAGUACCAAUUCAGUUUUUCUCUCUCUAAAUUUGGAUUUUCUCUUUUUUUAUCUUGCAAUUACCAGCCAAUAUCCCCAAUUUCACGAGGUGAACUAAAUAUAGACCCACGCAUUGGUCUAUUUGCGCCAUUUCUAGAGAGAGAGCGAGAGGAGAGAGAGAGAGAGAGGCAUGGCAACUCUGCCAUAAACCCAGGCCUCUAUCUAUCCGCCGAACCCACCCAUCUCUCACUUUCUCCGCGCCCCAUUCACCCAGGUGGGUCUUUCUCUCUCUACAAACUCUGCCUUUCUCUCGCUAGAAAAUGUACCCUGGUUUGAACCAUCACCAUGAACAAGUUCUAUCAAAUGAAGAGACCCAUGGUUCAGUUGAGGCGCCAGGCCUCGCCAUUGAUGCAUGUUUGGUUCUCACUACUGAUCCCAAGCCUCGGCUUAGAUGGACAGCUGAACUCCAUGAACGAUUUGUUGAUGCAGUUAUUCAGCUCGGAGGCCCUGAAAAAGCAACACCAAAGACAAUCAUGAGAACGAUGAAUGUAAAGGGGCUGACUCUUUAUCACUUGAAGAGUCAUCUUCAGAAAUACAGACUAGGAAAGCAGUCAAGCAAGGAAUUCUCAAAUGAAAACAGGGACGCUUCGAGCCUCUCAGAGGAUCAGGCCACUAGUUCGCCUCCAUCUUCAAGAGUAAUGACUCGGGAUAUGAACGAGGGCUACCAGGUCACUGAGGCUUUACGGGUUCAAAUGGAAGUACAGAGAAGAUUGCAUGAACAAAUGGAGGUUCAAAGGCAUCUUCAACUUCGAAUUGAUGCCCAAAGCAAAUACCUGCAGUCCAUGCUGGAGAGAGCAUGCAAAUACAUGACUGACCAAGCGAUGACCUCAGGCUCCAACUUAUCAGUAGAGCCACAAAACAAUCACCUUUCUUUCUCGCUCUUAUCCCAAUCAACACCUGACGAUAUAUCUGAAACAGCUGGUGUUCAAAAUAAUCUUGAAGACCCUCGAGCCCAAAUAGGGGAUUGUUCAGUUGAUAGCUGCUUAACUUCUCAGUCGGAGUACUCAAAUGGAGGGAAGAAAAGGUCGAGGCCCCCUUGCUUUGAAGCCAAUUCAACAAAUUGGGGAGAAGAUAUAGUUGGACUGAAUAUGGUGGGACAGGUUAAGAUGGUUAGAAAUGAAGGAAUUGAUUCAUGCGCGAGCAAUGUGGGGUUGCACUCUCCCCGGCUUGAGCAUUCGGGUUUGAGGAGGCCUUCUGUUUUUCUCGAUGCUGGUCCAGUUCAUGCAAAAGGUGGCAUAUAUUAUCUAUGAAAAAGUGCGCAUUCGCGAUCGUGAGAGAGAAACCCUUGGCUUUUUAAUACAUGGGUCAUGAAGGCUUUUUUUUCAGGGGGGAGGGCGGGUGGUGGGGGCAUACAAAAAAGUUGGAAGUGUACAGUGAAACCAAAAGGAGAAAGGAAAAAUUGAAGAACUUUUCAUUGUAGGAUGCUUUAUGAACUAUUUCCAUUCUUGUUUUAGGUCUUAAUUAUGAGAAAUUGGAGAUUACCACCUGUUCUACUUGAUUGAUAAUGGCUGAUUUAUGAGUUCCUCUCCAUGUAAUUCAAGAGAGAUGGCAACCAUCGUAAGUUGCAAAAUACAGCUUCUGAGAAUUCAAUACUUAGUUUCAUUUGCCUGUCUUC
Molecule: messenger RNA, 1723 nt
Organism: Amborella trichopoda
Lineage: Eukaryota; Viridiplantae; Streptophyta; Magnoliopsida; Amborellales; Amborellaceae
Product: protein PHR1-LIKE 2
Molecular function (GO): DNA-binding transcription factor activity; DNA binding
Source: RefSeq, a predicted model, not a curated record